This is a messenger RNA of Plasmodium berghei ANKA, 3363 nucleotides long. RefSeq names its product calcium-transporting ATPase, putative. Lineage: Eukaryota; Apicomplexa; Aconoidasida; Haemosporida; Plasmodiidae. Gene Ontology annotation, biological process: intracellular calcium ion homeostasis; calcium ion transmembrane transport. The record is from RefSeq and is a predicted model, not a curated record. Gene Ontology annotation, molecular function: ATP binding; ATP hydrolysis activity; P-type calcium transporter activity. Gene Ontology annotation, cellular component: membrane. Bases 1 to 3363 code for a protein of 1120 amino acids. The transcript is spliced from 3 exons.
AUGGAAAAUAUUUUGAAAUAUGCGCAUAUAUAUAAUGUAGAAGAUGUGUUAAGAGCAAUAAAAGUAGAUGAAAAUCGUGGUUUAUCCGAAAAUGAAAUAAGAAAAAGAAUAAUGCAAUAUGGAUUUAAUGAGUUGGAAAUAGAGAAAAAAAAAGGAAUUUUGGAAUUAAUAUUAAAUCAAUUUGAUGAUUUGUUAGUAAAAAUAUUACUUUUAGCAGCUUUUGUUAGUUUUGCAUUAACAUUAUUAGAUAUGAAAGAUAAUGAAGUAGCUUUAUGUGAUUUCAUAGAGCCCGUUGUUAUAUUAAUGAUACUUAUAUUGAAUGCAGCAGUUGGGGUAUGGCAAGAAUGUAAUGCAGAAAAAUCUUUAGAAGCAUUGAAACAGUUACAACCAACAAAAGCAAAAGUAUUAAGAGAUGGGAAAUGGGAAAUUAUAGAUAGCAAGUAUUUAACAGUUGGUGAUAUAAUUGAAUUGAGCGUUGGAAAUAAAACACCAGCAGAUGCUCGAAUAAUUAAAAUAUUUUCAACAAGCAUUAAAGCGGAACAAAGUAUGUUAACUGGUGAAUCAUGUUCUGUUGAUAAAUAUGUAGAAAAGUUAGAUGCAUCAUUAAAAAAUUGUGAAAUUCAAUUAAAAAAAAAUAUAUUAUUUUCCUCUACAGCUAUAGUAGCAGGUAGAUGUACAGCUGUUGUAAUUAAAAUUGGUAUGAAAACUGAAAUUGGUAAUAUACAGCAUGCAGUUAUAGAAUCUAACAAUGAAGAAACAGAUACACCAUUGCAAAUAAAAAUAGAUUCAUUCGGAAAACAAUUAUCAAAAAUUAUAUUUAUUAUUUGUGUAACUGUUUGGAUUAUUAAUUUUAAACAUUUUUCUGAUCCAGUUCACGAAUCAUUUUUAUAUGGAUGUUUAUAUUAUUUCAAAAUAAGUGUAGCAUUAGCAGUUGCUGCAAUUCCUGAAGGUUUACCAGCAGUUAUAACUACUUGUUUAGCUUUAGGAACACGUAGAAUGGUUAAGAAAAAUGCUAUUGUUAGAAAAUUGCAAAGUGUUGAAACAUUAGGAUGUACUACUGUUAUAUGUUCGGAUAAAACUGGAACUUUAACAACAAACCAAAUGACAGCUACUGUUUUUCAUAUAUUUAGAGAAUCAAAUACAUUAAAAGAAUAUCAAUUAUGUCAAAGAGGGGAUACAUUUUUUUUUUAUGAAACAAAUACAAAUAAAGAUGAUGAAAAUGAUUCAUUUUUUAAAAAAUUAAAAGAAGUACCAAAUAAUGAAUAUAGUUAUAAAAAAAAAAUAAGUAAAAAUAUAAUAGAUAAUGAUGAAGAUGAUACAGAUUAUGAAAAAGAACCAUUAAUAAAUAUGAAAUCAAAUGUUAAUACAAUAAUAAGUAGAGGAAGUAAAAUUAUAGAUGAUAAAAUAAAUAAAUAUAGUUAUUCAGAUUUUGAUUAUCAUUUUUAUAUGUGUUUAUGUAAUUGUAAUGAAGCUAGUAUUUUAUGUAAUAUGAACAAUAAAAUUGUUAAAACAUUUGGAGAUAGUACAGAAUUGGCUUUACUUCAUUUUGUUCAUAAUUUUAAUAUAAUUCCUAAUAAUACAAAAAAUAAUAAAAUGGCAGCUGAAUAUGAAAAAAUAAACAGUAUAAGCAAAAAAAAUAGUGAUAUAAAUAUUGAUUAUGAUUCUUCUAUAUAUAGAAAUGAUAAAAAAACAAAAAUUUCUGACAAAAAAUCAGAACCAACAUUCCCAAGUGAAUGUGUAUCUGCAUGGAGAGAUGAAUGUACAAUUAUGAGAAUUAUUGAAUUUACCCGUGAACGUAAAUUAAUGAGUGUAAUUGUAGAAAAUAAUAAAAAUGAAUAUAUUUUAUAUUGUAAAGGUGCCCCAGAAAAUAUUAUAAAUAGAUGUAAAUAUUAUAUGUCAAAAAAUGAUAUACGUCCAUUAACUGAUUCUUUGAAAAAUGAAAUUCUAAAUAAAAUAAAAAAUAUGGGAAAAAGAGCUUUAAGAACUUUAAGUUUUGCAUAUAAAAAAGUUAAAGCCAAUGAUAUUAAUAUAAAAGAUGCUGAGGAUUAUUAUAAAUUGGAAUAUGAUUUAAUAUAUAUAGGGGGAUUAGGAAUAAUAGACCCUCCAAGAAAAUAUGUAGGAAAAGCUAUUAGUUUAUGUCAUUUAGCAGGUAUUCGAGUUUUUAUGAUAACAGGCGAUAAUAUCGAUACCGCUAAAGCUAUUGCUAAAGAAAUUAAUAUAUUGAAUAAUGAUGAUACAGAUAAAUAUAGUUGUUGUUUUAAUGGACGCGAAUUUGAAGAGUUACCUUUAGAAAAACAAAAAUAUAUUUUAAAAAAUUAUCAGCAAAUAGUAUUCUGUAGAACUGAACCAAAACAUAAAAAAAAUAUUGUUAAAAUUUUAAAAGAUUUAGGAGAAACAGUUGCUAUGACAGGUGAUGGUGUAAAUGAUGCACCUGCUCUCAAAUCUGCUGACAUAGGUAUUGCCAUGGGUAUAAAUGGAACUCAAGUUGCUAAAGAAGCUUCAGAUAUAGUUUUAGCUGAUGAUAAUUUUAAUACUAUUGUUGAAGCUAUUAAAGAAGGUCGAUGUAUAUAUAACAACAUGAAAGCUUUUAUACGAUAUCUUAUAAGUAGUAAUAUUGGAGAAGUCGCUUCUAUUUUCAUUACUGCUAUUCUGGGUAUACCCGAUAGUUUGGCUCCCGUCCAGUUGCUUUGGGUUAAUUUAGUGACAGAUGGUUUGCCCGCCACUGCUCUCGGAUUCAACCCCCCCGAGCACGAUGUAAUGAAAUGCAAGCCCAGGCACAGAAACGACAACUUAAUAAAUGGAUUAACACUCCUUAGAUAUAUAAUCAUAGGCACAUAUGUCGGAAUAGCUACUGUAUCAAUCUUUAUAUACUGGUUUGUGUUUUACCCAGACAUAGAUAACCAUACUUUGAUAAAUUUCUAUCAACUUUCUCAUUACAAUCAAUGUAAAACAUGGUCAAAUUUCAAAGUAAAUAAAAUAUAUGGUAUGUCUGAGGAUUUAUGUUCUUAUUUUUCUGCUGGAAAAGUUAAGGCAAGUACAUUAUCAUUAUCUGUUUUAGUUUUAAUUGAAAUGUUUAAUGCGUUAAAUGCACUAAGCGAAUAUAACUCCUUAUUUGUAUUACCACCUUGGCGAAAUAUGUAUUUAGUAUUUGCAACAAUUGGAUCUCUAUUUCUUCAUUGUUUAAUAAUAUAUUUCCCACCAUUAGCUGGUAUAUUUGGAGUUGUACCACUGACAUUACAUGAUUGGUUUUUAGUAUUUUUGUGGUCAUUUCCUGUAAUUAUAAUUGAUGAAGUUAUAAAAUUUUACGCAAAAAAACAACUAAAUAAGGAACUUGGAUAUGGUCAAAAAUUAAAGACACAAUAA